AUGCCAGCAGCUUCAUCCGCCGCCAAGGAGCCUUCUCUGAAGAGCCUUCAGACUAAACUUCGUGCACAUCUGGAUCUGUUUAAAACAAUUGUUGCGUUUGUGGAUACGCUUGCUGAGGUUACUUCAAUUGAACGUAUCCAGGUGCGUUUAGCUAAACUAGACGAACUGUGGGACAAAGUGAAUGCUGCCUUGGUGGACAUUGAAACUCAUGGAGAAUACACUUUGACACCGGAGAAUACCCCGUCCCAGGUUCGCUUAGACUGUGGAGAAUCCUAUUACGAUGCGAAGGCAACAAUGCUGGAAAGAAUUAAGGAGUUAGAGCAGGAAACAACAAUAUCACACCAAUCUACGAGACUUCAUGAUUCUUCGAUGCAUCCGACUACGGAACACGUUAAGCUACCACAAAUCAAAUUACAACUUUUCGAUGGAAAUGUGGACGAGUGGCUUAGCUUCAGGGAUUUAUAUUUAUCUUUAAUCCAUACCAAAGCAGAUUUACCAGACAUCGAAAAGUUUCAUUAUCUAAAGGGAUGCUUAGCAGGAGAGGCAAAGAAACUCGUUGAUCCACUCGCAAUAACCAGUGCCAACUAUCCAAUUGCGUGGGAAUGUCUGAUGAAACGUUACAACAACAGCAAACUUUUAAAACGACGGCAGGUGAAUACGCUUUUGAAGUUGCCAAGCGUUUCAAGAGAAUCUGUUACGGAAUUGCAGUGUCUACUAGAGGGUUUCGAGCGAGUUGUACAAACACUAGAUCAAUUAGUGAAGGUCGAAGAAUACAAGGAUCUACUACUACUCGAGAUUCUGUGCAGCAGACUUGAUCCAACUACCCGACGUGCGUGGGAGGAAUUCACAGCAGGCAAUGAGCAGGAUAAAAUUUCGGAUUUGAUGCAGUUCAUCCAGAAGAGGAUUUCGGUUCUAGGUUCCCUACCCAACAAAUUAUCCGAAGGUCGACCAGAAUACGUUAAAAGGCAAUAUGGAAUACGAACUAGCCACAACGUCACGCGCAUCUCUAAGGGUCGCUGUGUUGCGUGUUCAGACACCCAUCCCCUCUUCAUGUGCCAGACUUUCAGGAAGAUGCCGAUAGCGGAAAGGGAUAGAUUGGUUCGAACAAACUCACUUUGCAGAAAUUGCUUCCGAAAUGGACACAUGGCUUCGGAGUGUAUGUCGAAAUUCGUAUGCCACAACUGCAAGGGUAAACACCACACGUUAAUCUGCUUUCGCUCAGAAGGGGCAACUGCCUCCAAUUCCGGCACUAUGAGGAGAAAUUCUAGAAAUUCAGAACCACCAUCGACGGAAACAGUCGCAUCUAAUAUCGCACGGCGAUCACCUUCAACAGUGCUUCUAGCAACAGCCGUAGUUUUGGUAGAGGACAACAAUGGAUUCAGCUAUCCUGCCCGAGCAUUGCUGGACUCCGGGUCGGAGUGCAAUUUUAUGGCGGAGCAUUUGUGUCAAAGAUUAGGUAUCUUCCGACAGCGCUCGAACGUUUCAGUAAUGGGAAUCGGCCAAUCAACUUCCGAAGUCAAGCAUCAAGUCACUGCGAUUAUCAAGUCUCGAAACGAAAGCUACAAACAACAAAUGGACUUCCUGGUUUUACCGAAGGUGACAGCGGAUCUACCAACAGCAGACAUUAUUUUUUCCGAACUACAUUUCCCAGCGGAGAUCGAAUUAGCAGACGCCAACUUCUUCCAAUCCAAUGCAAUCGAUCUGAUCUUAGGCAUCCAACAUUUCUUUGAAUUCUUCCAAUCUGGUCAACGGAAAUCGCUAGGAGAUGGAUUACCAGCUAUUACAGAAUCCGUUUUUGGCUGGGUUAUUACUGGUGUAGUACAAAACUGGAGGCAAACUUCAAAGACCAUCUGUAAUACAGCUAGUUCGAUACCUUUGGACGAAUAUCUAACUCGUUUUUGGUCCUGCGAGGAAAUAGGAUCGGUUCACAAAUAUUCACCCGAAGAAAUGCGCUGUGAGGAGUUUUUCGUCAAGACGGUUCGCAGAGAAACUGAUGAGCGCAGAUUGGAUCGUGAUUCUAGCCUGCGUGAAGAGUACAACCGAUUCAUUCAGGAAUAUUUACAACUUGGCCACAUGCGAUUGGUAGAGGAAACUCGAGAGGACAGUACAAAACGUUGCUAUCUCCCACAUCAUCCUAUAAUUAAAGAAGCUAGCACAACAACAAAACUUCGAGUGGUUUUCGACGCGUCAAGCAAAACUUCAAGCAAACUAUCGCUGAAUGAUGUAUUGCUAGCAGGACCCGUCAUACAAGAUGAUCUAAGAGCAAUUGUCCUACGGUGCAGAACGAAACAAAUAAUGAUUGUUGCUGAUGUGGAAAAGAUGUUCCGUCAAAUCAAGGUGUUCGAAGACGAUAUGGCUCUACAAAGCAUCCUAUGGCGGUUCAACACAACGGAGCCUGUAAAAACGUACGAACUUACAACGAUCACGUAUGGCACCAAACCGGCACCCUUUCUUGCGACAAGAACUCUCCAGCAACUGUCAAUCGACGAAGCAAAUAGAUAUCCCUUAGCGGCCAAGGCGAUGUCAAUGGAUGUUUACAUGGACGAUGUGUUGACCGGUACAAACGACGAAGAUGAAGCAAUCCAGUUGAGAAGGCAGCUCAGCGAACUAUCCGAACGAGGUGGAUUUAGGCUAAGAAAGUUCGCCUCCAAUUCAGUCCAAGUGCUUCAAGAAAUUCCAACAGAAGAUUUAGCAGUGAAUGUCUCCGGAGAGGUUGAACUCGAUCCCAAUUCUACCAUUAAAACACUCGGCCUGGUAUGGCAGCCUUCGACAGACACAUUCCGUUUCCAAUUUAUUAUCCAGAACUUGAAGCCAAAUGAAAAACUCACGAAACGCAAGGUUUUAUCCGCAAUUGCAGCCCUAUUCGAUCCAUUAGGUCUCUUGGGAGCUGUGAUUACAACCGCAAAACUAGUUAUGCAGCGUCUAUGGUGUUUAACGGAUGAUCAAAACAAUCGUUUGGAUUGGGAUCACGAGAUUCCUGAAGAUUUAGCCGAAGACUGGAGAAGGUUCUACGCUAAAAUACCAAUGCUGAACGAGUUACACAUCCCACGUUGUUCAAUCAUACCCAUGGCAGUGACUACUGAAAUCCAUAUAUUCUCCGAUGCAUCUGAGCGCGCGUACGGAGCCUGUGUGUAUAUUCGAAGCAUAAGCACUUCAGGAAGGGUCGGCGUACAAUUACUAACGUCGAAAUCCAGCGUUGCACCGUUGAAAUCUCAGUCGAUUCCCAGACUGGAGCUUUGUGGAGCGUUGAAGGCAGCGGAACUUGCGGAGAAGGUCAAGGAGUCAAUCAAACUGGAAGCUAAAAUUUGUUUUUGGACCGAUUCUACUUGCGUAUUGCAAUGGCUUAAUUCAAUUCCCGCAACAUGGUCAACCUUUGUAGCCAAUCGUGUAUCCAAAAUCCAAAUCAUCACCGAACAAUACGCAUGGAGACACGUUCCAGGUCAAGAGAACCCGGCAGAUAUAAUUUCUCGAGGUACAAGUCCGGAGGAGAUCAAGCAAAACGUGGCAAAACGCAGUCUUUGGUGGGAAGGUCCGCCCUGGUUGAAAAUGGAAGAAAAAUUCUGGCCGAAGCAGCCAGUAACCAUCAACACCGAUGCAGCCGCUAGUGAAACAAAAAGAAAGGUCACGAAUGUUGCGACAAUCGACACGCCUAGUUUUAUUGAUGAAUACGUCGAAAGGUUUUCUUCAUUGUCCGAUUUGAUUCGUAAAACGGCGUAUUGGCUGAGAUUAAAAGGGAUGUUACGGAGGUUAGAGCCAAGCUCAUCAGGUGUUCUUUCUACUAAAGAGUUAAGAGAAGCCGAAUAUGUUAUUAUACGGGAAAUCCAGAGAGAAGCAUUUAAGGAAGAGUGGAAACAAUUAACCAACGGUGAACCCGUUUCACGCAAUUCUCCGAUGAGGUUUUUCAAUCCAUUCUUAGGAUCCGAUAACUUAAUACGAUUGGGCGGCAGGUUAAAGCAUGCUCAAGUUACCGAAGACACAAGGCAUCCUAUUGUCCUCCCGUCACGACAUCCAUUCACCAAACUUCUAUUUGAAGCGUUCCACAAGCGACUUCUACAUGCAGCCCCACAACUACUUCUUAGCUCCAUAAGACUCAAAUAUUGGCCACUAGGAGGACGGAAUUAUGCCCGUCAAACAGUUCAGCAGUGCCUACGUUGUUUUAGAAUGAAACCGAAAUCUAUGGAGCAAUUUAUGGGAGAACUUCCUGUUGCACGCGUCACAAUUUCUCCACCCUUUUCCAGAACCGGAGUAGACUACUUCGGCCCUGUAUAUAUUCGGCCUGGACCACGCCGAGUAGCAGUCAAGGCAUACGUUUCCCUGUUUAUCUGUUUGGUGACAAAGGCGAUACACUUGGAAUUAGUUUCCGAUUUAUCAACGGAGAAAUUUCUACAGGCGUUACGAAGGUUCAUAGGACGGCGUGCAAUUCCAAGCGACAUUUACUCAGAUAACGGCACAAAUUUUGUAGGUGCCCGCAACCAACUACAGGAAUUGUUCACAAAUCUGCGCAGCAAAACCCACAAUCAACAAGUUUCCAAGGAAUGCUCGGAAAGGGGCAUACAAUGGCAUUUUAAUCCCCCAGCUGCUCCCCAUUUUGGAGGCCUGUGGGAAGCAGCAGUUAAAUCCGCCAAACAGCAUCUGCUUAAGGUGUUAGGACAAAACGCUUUAUCCUUUGAAGAAUUCAACACUCUUCUUAUUCAAAUUGAGGCUUGCCUAAACUCUAGGCCAAUAACUCCGAUGUCAGAGGACCCCAACGAUCUUGAACCACUGACCCCCGGACAUUUUUUAACUGGGAGGUCGUUGCAGCAGCUACCAGAAGUGGACUUAACCGAAUUAUCUACGGGAAGGCUCAAACAGUAUCAAAUAAUACAACAAAAAAUACAAUUCUUCUGGAAACGUUGGCAGAAGGAGUAUCUAUCCCAGCUCCAAGGAAGAUACAAACGAUGGAAGCCUCCAGUACAGAUCUCGGUUGGUCAACUCGUCGUGAUAAAGGAUGAAAAUACCCCACCGAUGCGUUGGCGAUUAGGGCGUAUCCAACAGCUACACCCUGGAGAAGACGGAAUAGUACACUGCAAAAAAUCGACACCUAUAGUUUAUGUUCCUUCACACAUAAGCCAAUCAAUAAAUUGCGGCAAUUUCAGCGCGGGCGAGGAUGUAUAUUACAACUGGUACCCUAAAAUACAUCUGCGUACCCCCGAUGGUCAAGACGAUGAUGAAGGCAUGAGAGAGAAGAGCGUACACGAUCGACACCGAGAGAUGGGCAACAACAUGGCGAGAGAUGGUCUCCGAGCGAUGGGAUACGAGAGACGGGCAGCGAGAGAACCAACACCAGGCAUUACCACCACAGCAGAAACCGAUGGCAACAACAAUACCACCCCCUACCCCCGGGAAACCACCCCAAUAACACCCUAA
This is a messenger RNA of Uranotaenia lowii, 5406 nucleotides long. RefSeq lists its product as uncharacterized. NCBI's taxonomy places the organism in Eukaryota, Metazoa, Arthropoda, Insecta, Diptera, Culicidae. The transcript is spliced from 3 exons. Gene Ontology annotation, molecular function: zinc ion binding; nucleic acid binding. Bases 1 to 5406 code for a protein of 1801 amino acids. Gene Ontology annotation, biological process: DNA integration. The record is from RefSeq and is a predicted model, not a curated record.